Molecule: messenger RNA, 1245 nt
Organism: Vicia villosa (hairy vetch)
Lineage: Eukaryota; Viridiplantae; Streptophyta; Magnoliopsida; Fabales; Fabaceae
Product: F-box/kelch-repeat protein SKIP11-like
Exons: 1
Coding region: 1-1245 (414 amino acids)
Cellular component (GO): nucleus
Molecular function (GO): protein binding
Source: RefSeq, a predicted model, not a curated record
AUGGAUCGUCGAAGUAAUCAAAAUCAAUCAAAAGUAGAAGGAAAUAAAGAUAAGUCUACAAAAUAUGGAGCUCAAACAAAUAAUUUCAGCGAAGAUGUAGAGGAAAAGGAUAUGAAAGGGGAAGAGAAAAAUAAUUUCAUUUUGCAUGCUCAUUCCAAAGACCUUAUGAAUAAGAAAAUUAAUGUUGGUGUAACUUUUGAGUCGAGUUUUCUUAUUCAAGGGCUCAGUCGAGAUCUGUCAAUUCAUUGUCUUUUGAAAUUGUCAAGGUCUGAUUAUGGAUUAAUUGCCACAUUAAAUAAGAGUUUUAGAUCAUUGAUUAAAACAGGUGAAUUGUAUAAACUGAGGAAAAAAAUUGGUAUAUUAGAACAUUGGAUUUACUUCUCCUCUGAAGUCCUUCAAUGGGAGGCUUUUGAUCCAAAUCGCAAUAGAUGGAUGCAUUUGCCUAAAAUAAAUUCCGAAAAAGUUCAAGUUUUUGGGUCAUUGGCUGUUGGUACAGAGCUUCUAGUAAUUGGAACUAAAUUAAUGGAUCCUAUCAUUUACAAGUAUAGCCUUCUGACAAAUACAUGGUCGGUUGGAAAAAUGUUGCAAACUCCCAGACGCAUGUUUGGUUAUGCGAGCCUCGGAGAAAUUGGCAUUAUUGCUGGUGGUGUUGAUGAGGGUGGAAAGACCUUGAGCUCGGCCGAACUUUAUGACUCUAACACUGGAAAAUGGGAGACCCUUCCAAAAAUGAAUACGCCCAGAAUAAUGUGCUCAUGUGUAUUUAUGGAAGGAAAAUUUUAUGUAAUAGGUGGGAUUGGAGCAUACGAUAAAACACAUCUUACAUGCGGUGAAGAGUUUGAUAUGAAGACAAAAGAAUGGCGGGUUAUACCCAACAUGUUUCCGAUACAAAAUUCGAUGUUUGGAGCACCAUUCAUUUUUAAAUCAUUGCAUUCGUAUGCAGCUGUAAAAAAUGUACUAUAUGCUGCUGAUUAUGCACAACAAGAAAUAAAGAAGUUUGAUAAAGAUACCCACUCAUGGGUUAUCAUUGGAACAUUUCCCAAUCAUGACACCUCAGUUGAUGUUUGGGGCCUAUCCUUUCAUUCAUGUGGAGAUCGGCUAUUAUUUUUUGGAGGUUGUCAUAUUUAUGGAAAGGAUAUGAUUGAAAUUUAUUCUUGGGUUGCAGAUGAAGGUGUGCCACAUUGGAAAUUGCUAGCGAGAAAGAAAUCAUUGAAAUUUAUGCAUAAUUGUGCGGUGAUGGGAUGUUGA